Molecule: messenger RNA, 605 nt
Organism: Musca domestica (house fly)
Lineage: Eukaryota; Metazoa; Arthropoda; Insecta; Diptera; Muscidae
Exons: 2
Coding region: 12-605 (197 amino acids)
Source: RefSeq, a predicted model, not a curated record
UUCAAACUGAAAUGCAAAUACCUGUUAUUUAUUUCCCAACGAUGUUACAGUCUCUCUAUCUAACAAUUGUUUUGACAAUUGCCAGCACCGCCGGACAACUUCCUUUACAGCAAAGGACCUGGACCUAUAGUGUUCAAUCGGUGAUCUGUACCAAUGACACUCCCGACGUCUUCGAGAUGAAAGCCGAAAAACGUUUUGUUUCCCGUGGCGUUUACAAGACCAGCGGCAUAAUGGAGGUGAAACAAAGUCUUACCGACGCCUUUGAAAUAGCCGUUGAUGUAUUCUACAGUCCGGAGGGAAAGCAGUUUACACGCGCACCAUUUCGUGUACUCAAAACAAGUCUAUCGGAUUUUGCCAACACCUAUUACGUGCCGAUUUUUAUGAAAAGUUUUCAAAACUGUACAGAGAAUGUUCCGCAGUUGCCGUCGCCAUUUCGUCCGCCAUUGCCAGUUUGUCGGGUAACCAUGGCACAGUGUCGAGUUAACACUGAUAAUUUUCCAUCGUAUUUAAGGAGUGGCUAUUAUCGUAUGGUCCUAUACUAUUCAGGCCAGGCAAAUGGUACAAUUUUGGUGGAGGCUCUAGUGGAGCAAAUAUCGAAUUUGUAG